Messenger RNA from Neoarius graeffei (lesser salmon catfish), 6454 nucleotides. Its product is annotated as TOG array regulator of axonemal microtubules protein 1. Gene Ontology annotation, cellular component: cytoplasmic microtubule; cilium. The coding region runs from base 1036 to 5577 and encodes 1513 amino acids. Gene Ontology annotation, molecular function: microtubule binding. The transcript is spliced from 23 exons. Lineage: Eukaryota; Metazoa; Chordata; Actinopteri; Siluriformes; Ariidae. Gene Ontology annotation, biological process: microtubule cytoskeleton organization. The record is from RefSeq and is a predicted model, not a curated record.
AACGCGAGCCGUGUCGGGCUGAAGCGAGCUGAAGCGAGCUGAAGUGAGCUGAAAAAGGGUAGUGGAAAAGGGCCAUAUCACUCCAGUGUUCUAAUGGUACAAUGUGUUUGCUCAUUGCCUCAGAAGGCUAAUGGAUGAUUAGAAAACCCUUGUACAAUCAUGUUAGCACAGCUGAAAACAGUUGAGCUCUUUAGAGAAGCUAUAAAACUGACCUUCCUUUGAGCAGAUUGAGUUUCUGGAGCAUCACAUUUGUGGGGUCGAUUAAAUGCUCAAAAUGGCCAGAAAACUGUCUUGACUAUAUUUUCUAUUCAUUUUACAACUUAUGGUGGUAAAUAAAAGUGUGACUUUUCAUGGAAAACACUAAAUUGUCUGGGUGACCCCAAACUUUUGAACGGUAGUGUAAGUUUUAAUGUUGAAUGCCAGUAAGUUUUCAGACUAUUUUGAUCAAAUUAGUAUGUAAUUGUGUCAAAAAAAAAUGUCCUCUCCGAGACAGCUAAUUUUUUUCCGAUAUAAAAUAACAUAUCUAAAAUGAUUAUUUUCAUCCUGGUCAAGAUAUUGGGAAAUAAAUAUUAGAGACAGCUAACACAAAGCUUACAGCCUUAUAUUUAAAAGCACUAUGGAAGUAGUGGAUUCUGAAUUGUCAAAAAAAAAAAGUCCUCUCCGAGAAUCACUUCAUUUGUUUCUCCCAUCUUAUAGCAGAUUACACAAAACUACCAUACACAUUUAUAUUAUGUCAAAAAAUUACCUGAAAUCUGUUCUUUAACUUGUCCUUCACUUAAAAACUGGUACAAGAACCAGUUUGAAUCAGUUUGAAUUUUGGACCCCUGUGACACAAACUUUGUACCCUGAUUGUAAAACAACCCUUGUGUUUGUCUAGUCAGUCAACGCGAUUCUGAUUCAGGUUCUGAUUCCGAACCACUACGCAGUGCCUGACCCAGUACUAAACUGAGCUUCAGUCGCCUUUACUUUCACCAUCUCACUGAAGCUGCUAAAGGUACAGUGUGAUAUUUUUUUCACAUUGGACCUCUUUUUCGGAUGCCCAAUUCUAUAAACCUUCGAUCACACAGCCAUCAUCAAAAUGAGCUGUACAGAAUCUCACCAGAUGUAUUGACUCAUAGAAAUAACGUGCAGCCUCUCAGUGUGCUUGGCUUUGACCAGACUCUGAAGAGAACAACGAUGAUUUAUGGAUUAAUACCACUGGAGUUACACAAACAGCUCCUCGAUCGUGAGAACUACCAAAACCGUACAAAAGGCGUAGAAGAGCUGAAAAGCCUGCUGUCUGAGCUGGAAAUGCAAACCGUUUCCUUUGACAGUGUUGUGGAAUUCAUCUCCUUUUUGCACAAACUCCUGGAUGAUACCAACUUUAAAGUCUUGUAUGGCACUUUACAGGUCCUGAACGUCCUUGUUCAAAAGCUAGACGACAGCGUGGACCAAUAUUACAAACAGAUCGUGUACGUGGCCCUCAAAACCCUGGGGGAUACGCGCACCGUUUCACGGAACGAAUACAUGAGCGUUUUUCGGCAGCUCAUGAGGAUCGUAGGGCCACAGAAAGUUCUGGACCUUGUAACAGGACACCUGAAACACAAACACUCAAGAGUAAGAGAGGAUGUUCUCAACAUCAUUAUAGCCGCCAUGCUCGAGCACCCCAGGAAAGACUUCAACAUCCCACAUCUGUGUUUUCUGGUUGCUCCUUAUCUUGCAGAUGGAAAGAAGAGGGUUCGACAUGCAGCCCUGGAGCUCUUUGCCGUUUUCGAUUCCUGCCUCGACACGGGCAUCAAGCAGACAGUGAUAAAGGCUAUCGACAGGGUGGAGCUCAAUGGUGAUGCCGAGGGCCUUCAGGCUGCUAUACAGGCACGAAAGGCGAGGCACAUCCUUCCUCGGCUAUCUGCGGAUGGGACGGUGGAAUACGCGCUGGUUAUCCCCAAACCUGGACAGCGGCGCUCCCCCCAGUUCGGCUCUGGAGCGGAUCUGGACUGGAUCCUUUAUGGUGGGAGGAUGAACAGUGCGAGGAGUUACAAGACAGACGUGGACUCGGAAGGGCUGAGUGCCUACAACAGUCUCGGAUCUCUGACUGACGAGAUACCGUUACAGAGGAGGGUAGUGAGUGCCGGCAAGGCCAAAAACAAGCUCCCCUGGGAGAGGCUGAGCCUUCCGUGUGCAGGAAGUCGGAAGCCCUACGAUGCAGUGAAUGGAAAGUUGUUCAAUAAGUCAAGUCUUGAAGAUCUCACUUCCUCCAUGAGGCUAAAUCAGGAAACCUGUGUCACCCACUCUGGAUUAGUAGAACCGCUUCAGUCACACUCUUCUGGCCAGAGGAGAGAAACUGCAGACAGACGUCGCAGAAGUGGCAGCCUCGACUCGAACCCAGAUAUUUUCAAAGUCGCCAGCUCCAGUGACGCUGAGAAAGGUGUUCCCAGGAUGGGUCAGCUGCUCGGGUCUGGAAACCCCAAUGUGGAGCGUAUUGUUUCUCUUCCGUCCAAUACCACUCCCCCUGGCUCCUUUCUGCUGCCCUCUUACCCUCUGACCACGCUGCCAAGGGUCCAGUUAACUCCCACACUGUCCCGCAGAUGCCAGGCUGACUCCACCCUCUCAAUGUCCAACACAUGGCCCAACAAUCGAGAGAUGAGCCCACAUCGCAGGGUGCCCAGUCCAUGGAGGAAUAAUAAUGGUGAGACUGGCUCCACCAGGUGUUCUCCAAUGGACGCUUCUCAGACUUGCGUUGUGUCCUCCUCAUCAUUCCCUCAGGAUCUGAACGCAGUCCGGUCUUCACGUCCCUCUCCUGUCACACAGCUGUCUGUGCAGGAUUCAGGGAACCGGAGAGAUCUGUGCAACAGGAAUCUCCACCUCGACCUGACUGUCAUGAACCUGCAAGAACCAGAUGAGGAGCCAGUGGACAAGGAGGAGUGUGCAUUUUUACAGAUGAACUCGCAGCGCUCCUUGCAUAACACCGCAGCUAAGAAACGGGCAAAGGUGAACAUGAGCGACUCGGAGCUGGAUCCAGACAGUCCUGACUCAGCCGUUAAACUCGAGCCAAACCUGGACUCGUCCUCUCGGACGUCUCCGUCUGUGACGAGCCCAAUGAGUGAGAGCAGCCUGUCCAGCCUCUAUUCUCCUACCACUCCCACCAUCAAUGAAACCAAGAACGGCCCUGGAAACUCGACAGCAAAAACACAUAUUGCUGGAGCGCCAUCCAGGAAAAAGAAAAACCCUUCUCCUUCCUCCAUGGAAGCAAAUCCGCAAGGUGUCCAGCAGGAGGAAAAGCUUCUUUCUGAUGCAAGUGUUGGUGUCGUCGGUCAGAGAGUAUCAUACUGUCAUGGAGCAGCAGCAGAAGAGACGCCAAGAGAAGUGUCUUCACCUCCACAAGCUAGAGCUGCAGGUCGGAACCAGCCCAGAGCUUUAAGGCCUGCUAAAGGAUCUCAGAUACCCAACACGAAGGCGUCCCCUGUUAGCAACAUGUCUGAGGGAAUAGUUGGGAGAGGAGUUUUUGGCUCCAUGGUCCUUCUGAACCGUACUGAGCAGGAUGAGUCCAUAAACAAAGCCACAAGGGAGCGACCAGCUAGAGUAUAUGGCAACGCUGUCUCUGGAAGUCAUGUCGAUUCUGAUGACAGCCAUGAACCUGAUGAAGCAACGGAAAAGGUGAAGAUGCGCCAAUGUUUAUUAGAACAGCAAGAAGCCCAACCUACACCGCGAAUGAGGCGGAGACUCAGAUGUGUAAUAACUGAGAGAGCUUCAGAUGAAGCAGCAUCUCUGAAAGAACUGCAGCUGAACGGUAGCAUUUUACCCUCCGUUAAGCCCGAAACCCUCACAGGGGAAUCAUCCAUCAGCCCUACAAGUCCAGAGGGACCUCAAAAUCCACAGAAAUUUGCCUGUCCCCAUCAUCCGCUAAGCCUCUCUACAGGCCUCCCGAGCAAAUGCACACUGCCACGGCGGCGGACAGCUCCCAGUCUGAUCAGAGCACGACCAUUGCUUUUCAACAGCUCUGAUGAAAUCAUGCCAGUUACCCCAAAGAAGAGUCCCGAUGAGCAGGUGGAGUUGGAGCCCUUCUCCAGUCCAGAGCUUGCCCUCACUCAGAGCUUAGAGUUGAUUAACUCCAAUGACUGGAAGGAAAAAAUCGAGGGGCUCAUGCACCUGCGCUGUUUAGCACAGCAUCACUCGGAUGUGCUUUGUAAUAGGGUUCAUGACAUCUGCUUUGUUCUCAUUCAGGAGGUUCAGAACCUGCGCUCUGGAGUGUCCCGCAUUGCUGUGGUGACUUUAGGAGAGCUGUACUUGAGCCUGCAGAAGGGAAUGGACCAGGAGCUGGAAGUAACAGCCAAAGUUCUGCUACACAAAGCAGGAGAGACCAGUGCUUUCAUUAGGCAGGACGUGGAUGCAGCACUGGACAGCAUGGUGCAGAACUGCACACCUACACGCAGCAUGAACGCCCUACUCGCCGGAGGACUCGGUCACUUGAACGCAGUCGUAAGGAAGUGCACUGCUCAGCACUUGACGACUGUGAUUGAGAAGAUCGGCACUGGGCGCUUAUUGUCCGGAACUAAAGAUCUCACUGACCGAAUCUUACAUGCUGUUGCCAAGUUGGCACACGACGCUUCACGAGAAACCAGAUAUUUUGGCCGGCAAAUGCUGCUGUUCUUGUCAUCUCACCAUGACUUUGAUAAAAUGCUGGAAAAGUUCAUCCCUACUAAGGACGUGGCAACCAUCAGGGACACCGUCAUCAAACUGAAGUCCAAGGAACUGAAUGGGAUGUCUCCGGACAAUCCGUCAGCUCGAGGCCAGCGUGCCAGGUCUGGCCGUGGAAUGAUGCGCACCCCGUCUCUCACUCGCAAAUCUCAGUUUUCCGGCAGCAGAGACCCCAGUAAAGCUCAGCUCCACAGCUUUGCAGACAAGCUGGAGUACGUCAAGCAGCUCCGAGUCCUGCUGGCAUCAAAAGACUUCCAAGAACGCCUCAAGGGCAUCGAUCAGCUGGUGGUUGACUGUGAGGAAAACCCAUCGAUGGUCAUCUGCAACAUGGUCCCGGUGUUUGAUACGUUUAAAGAAAGGUUGGAGGAGUCCAACAGCAAAGUGAACCUCUCUGCAUUGGAGGCCUUACCAAGGAUCAUCACAUUACUUAAAGACAACAUGGCCCAAGUGGUUUAUUUCCUUUUCCCAGCUAUAGUGGACAACCACCUCAACUCGAGAAAUAACAGCAUCUACACAGCUGCAACAGCUGCCAUACAGGCUCUGAUCAAUAACAUUGACAACGCCCUACUACUUCAGCUGUUCUGCACAAAGGCACAGUUUCUCAAUGGGAAGGCGAAGCUGGACCUUGUUGACAGAGUUUCAGAGCUGGUGAGAGAACUGUACCCUCGCAGGCCACAGCUGGUUGAGAAGAAAGCGCUCCCUCUGCUCUGGCACCUCCUGGGCUCCUCCUGUAGGAGCAGCACAGUCCAUGGCAAGAGCAGCACCGUGAUAGGAGCUGCCACCAACCUGUGCCAAGCACUGCACUCUCACAUGGGCCCAAUGCUGCUACAUCGAGCUGCUUCACAACCUGCGGGCAUCUUGAAGAUCCUGAAUAAGAUUCUGCAGAGCCUCAAAGGCUGCUGAGAUGCGAAAACCUCCGCUGACAAACUACUUGAAAAUAGAGAUGUUCUCACAUUUCUCACAGUGCCUGCACUUUAAUAAUAAUAAUAAUAAUAAUAAUCAUAAUAAGUAAAAGAAUCAAACUGUUAUCACUCUGAAUGAGCAAAAAUGCUCAGAGUCCUUAAGAUUUCCUGAAUAAAAGGAAUAUAGAUUUUAUCUUCUUGUAAAUCAGGUUGAAGAUUUCCACGAGCGUUGCUUGUUUGGCACUUUGAAUUAUUCACACUAUCAUGUUGACUUUUGGUGUCUGUUGUUUUGUGAUUGUUGCUGUUAAUUUUCUCAUUGUGAGUUUUACAUAUCCUGAUAAAAUGAUGCAGAAUGUAAUUUUUGUGUCAUGUGACUUUUCUCUGAGGAGUCUUAAAUGGUUGUUUUAAACCUUUUUGUGUUUAUGAUUUACAAAUCCUUUUGUAUUGUAUAGCUGUGAAGUGUAAUGGCACAGUAUUAGCUUCAUGUAUGCGAUGAUAUAUUGCUGUGUGUGUGUGUGUGUGUGUGUGUAUGAGUAUUAGAUAAUGACUUAUUAACUGAUAUGUUGAACCUGUCCUACUCUUUUUGCAUGACCAAGUAUAGAGGUAGAGUGAAAAGAAUAUAUUUCUGGUACAAAACCAUAUAUUUUGAUGUAUACAGAAUUUAACUUGAUGUAAGCAGCCAUAUUUUUGGUGGAUGGUAAAAUACAGGCAAGACGAUACAUUUGAUGAAAGCUAGCUGGAAACUAAUAGAUAUAUUUCUAGUCUACAAAUGAAUUUAUGCCCAAGUCUGUAAUUCAGUAUAGUGCCAGUAUUUAAAUACCUUUUGGAGAGUUAAUUUAUAUUGAACAUGUUAUUUCUUAACAUGGUGUAUGGCAAAG